UUUUUCUCCUUCUCAAAACCCGGUCCUUCCUCUGCUCGCCUCCAGGAUCCGAUGAUCACAGGGCAGCUGAGCAAACCGCUGCUCCCCCUGCGUGCCGAUAUGGACGCCUGCGAGCUGCGGGAUGACGACAAAGCGGCCAGCCCGGACAGCGAGCUCAACGACGAGCCCUUGCUGCAGUCAGCUGACACUGACUCGGACGAGAAGAUGAUGUAUGGGGGGAGAGUUGGUUCGGUUCAGUCUGAUACAAGCAGCAGCCCCACAGAACAUGGUCAUGUGGGCCAAACUCACCCUACGUACCCAGUAGGACCACAGUCUCUACUGGUUGCCCAGCAGCUGGCAUCGGCUGUUAGUGGAGUGAUGUCUGGUGGUGCCCCGGGUCUGAACCAACCCAUUCUGAUCCCCUUUAAUGCUGGUGGGCAUCUGGGUGGGCAGCAGGGCCUGGUUCUGUCUCUGCCCACCGCUGCCAACAUACAGGGCCUGGUGGCAGCUGCUGCUGCUGGAGGAAUCAUGACACUCCCCCUUCAGAACCUGCAAGCUACCUCAUCCCUUAACUCACAGCUCCAGCAUCUUCAACAGCUCCAGCAGCUUCAGCAUCACCAGCAACAGCAACAGCAUCAUCAUCACCAUCAACAACAACAGCAGCGGGAACGAGAGCAUCGUGAGCGAGAACGAGAACAACAACGAGAACGAGAGCAACAGCAACAGCUCUGUGGCCCAACGCAUCUCCAGCCACCCAGUCAUCAUCAGCUCACUCCUCCGAUCCAAUCACAAGUGACUGGGCCUACGCCAAGCUCCACCUCCACCAAUCAUAACUCAGCUCAGUCUCCCCAGUCUCCACCCACUCACAGGCAAAACCAAUCACCAGCUCGUAGCUUGCCCUCACCUGUCACACCUCCUCUGCCACUACAGCUUAACCCUCUGGCCAGUCAGGCAGCGGUUGCUGCGGCAGCAGCAGCGAUGGGUUCAAUCGCCGGAUCACAAGUGUUUGGUAAUGCACUCUCAAGUCUGCAGGGGGUCACUGGGCAGCUGGUCACCAAUGCACAAGGACAGAUCAUUGGUACAAUCCCUCUGAUGCCAAACUCUGUUGGACCUUCCAGCCAAUCAGGGGGUGGCACGCCCUCACUGCAGGUUCAGCCAAUCACACCACAGCUGCUGACGAAUGCGCAGGGUCAGAUUAUAGCCACUGUGAUUGGCAACCAGAUCCUGCCAGUCAUCAACACCCAGGGAAUUACAUUGUCACCUAUUAAACCUGGACAGCAGAUGCCGCAGGCCGCUCAGACUCCAAAAGCUCCUCCUGUGUCUCAGCCGAGUCUGCUCCGUAUGCCCCACAGUCAAAGCCCCCUCCGGCAGCCCUCCUCCUCCUCCUCAACAUCAUCAUCUUCCUCCUCGGCUCUCAGCGUCGGACAGCUAGUCAGCAAUCCUCAGACUGCUGCCAGUGAGGUGGAUGGUGUAAACCUGGAGGAGAUUCGAGAAUUCGCCAAAGCGUUUAAAAUUCGUCGGCUGUCUCUGGGUCUGACUCAAACUCAGGUGGGCCAGGCUCUCAGUGCAACUGAAGGCCCCGCCUACAGCCAGUCUGCCAUCUGCAGACACACCAUCCUGAGAAGCCACUUUUUUCUACCACAGGAAGCCCAAGAGAACACUAUAGCUAGCAGUCUGACAGGUAAACUGAACCCUGGCCUUUUAUAUCCUGCCAGGUUCGAGAAGUUGGACAUCACCCCAAAAAGCGCCCAGAAGAUUAAGCCCGUGCUGGAGCGCUGGAUGGCCGAGGCGGAAGCCCGCCAUCGCUCCGGUAUGCAGAACCUGACCGAGUUUAUCGGCACAGAGCCCACCAAGAAGCGCAAACGCCGGACCUCUUUCACGCCGCAGGCCCUGGAAAUCCUCAACAGCCACUUUGAGAAGAAUACUCAUCCCUCCGGUCAGGAAAUGACGGAAAUUGCGGAAAAACUAAACUAUGAUCGUGAGGUGGUGCGUGUCUGGUUCUGCAAUAAGAGACAAGCGUUGAAAAACACCAUAAAACGACUGAAGCAACCGGAGCUUGGGCCUGUCGCAGCUAUGGACCCUCUGAUUGAUAACAUGGAAGAGCAUCCUUAACUUGACACCAUAUCUAAGUGAUGACACAAAUACAGAACAAUGGAGAAACUUCUGAUGUUGUGGUCUGAAAGACCUGGACGAUUAGUUUCCAAAGUACCAUCAACUGGAUAGACUGUCGACAAAGGCGAAAAUUAGCUGACUAUUUUCAGUGUUAUCAUCACAAGUGAGAAACAAAUGCAAACACCAAAAAAGUCAUAAAAAAAGUUUCUGAAUUGUAUGAGAAUGAAAAGUAUAGAGGACUGAUGCAUAAGCAGCUUGUGAAAGGAAAGAGUUCUCUUAAAUUGGAAUUAAGAACACGGAUCAUAAUUCAAUCAAGGAUGUAAGGCAGAAACUACUUACCAAAGUUUGUUGCAUCAGAUUCCUGAGGUUUUUUUGUUUCUAUGUUUGUUUGUUUUUUUCAUUGUGAAUGUGUUUUUACAUUUUUACUGGGGAAAAAAUGUAAAAACAGAAAAAGAUUUGUGUGGUGGUGUAGGUUGGUGUGACAUUUAAUCUUUGUCUUAUUUUAUCACUUAGGUUUUCAUGUAAAUAUUUAUUGUACUCUUUCACCAAAUUGAGAUCUCAAGUUUCAAAAAUAUCUUUGAAAUUUUUAUUUCAUUCAAAGAUUGUUUGUUUUUUCAUUGUUACAUGUCUGCUUUCCAGAUAAGACCAUUGUCUAUUGCUGUGUCAUAAAGCAUUCAUUUAAAAAGACUGCACUUGGGAGGAAUGGGUUAUUGGACAAACAUCUAUAUUUUGCAAGGAGAUUCUCAGUGAACAUAGAUAUCCACAUUUGUUGCAGCAGUCUUCAAAAACAAUUUUAUGGUAUUGCCAAAGCCUCCUAGCCAAAGAACACAAUUUUUUGGCCCAAGGACCUGUGUCAUACCUUGGCCUGAACAUUCUCAAACCAUUUUUGUUCUUUCAUGUGCCCAAAGUUUCAUUACUUGUCACUCUAUAUGUAAUGUAUUUAACAUUUUGAAUUAAUUCAGAUAAAUUACUCAAUUUAAAAACUGAUCACUUGAGUUAU
This is a messenger RNA of Xyrauchen texanus (razorback sucker), 3091 nucleotides long. RefSeq names its product POU domain, class 6, transcription factor 2-like. Gene Ontology annotation, molecular function: RNA polymerase II cis-regulatory region sequence-specific DNA binding; DNA-binding transcription factor activity, RNA polymerase II-specific. Bases 52 to 2091 code for a protein of 679 amino acids. Gene Ontology annotation, biological process: regulation of transcription by RNA polymerase II. The transcript is spliced from 9 exons. The record is from RefSeq and is a predicted model, not a curated record. NCBI's taxonomy places the organism in Eukaryota, Metazoa, Chordata, Actinopteri, Cypriniformes, Catostomidae.